AUGGCCCUUGCUUUGCGGUAUGUUGACAAAAAAGGCCAAGUGAACGAGCCAUUUAUUGGUCUUGUUCGUGUUAGUGAUACAUCUGCAAAAUCAUUGAAAGAAGCAUUGACGCUUAUAGCUAUUGCUAAAAAACACAAGGAGGUAGAGACUUUCUUUGCUAUUGUUACUAACGUGUUGAAUGUGAUUGGAGUUUCUUUUAAGCGUAGAGAUCAACUUCGGGAACAUCAAGCAGAAUUGUUGGAGCAAUUGCUAGAGAGUAGUGAAGUUCAAACUGGGAAAAGAUUAAAUCAAGAGCGAGGGCUUCAAAGGCCCGGUGAUACUCGCUGGGGAUCACAUUGUAAAAUAUUGGAUAACUUUGUUAUUUUAUUUUCUUCUAUUGUUCAUGUGCUUGGGGUGAUUGAAUGUGAAGGUGAUGUUAAUGAUAUGUUGCAAGCAGAAGCUUUUUCGAGUAAUAUUAAAGCAUUUGAAUUUGUUUUCUUACUUCACUUAAUGUUGAAAGUGUUGAUAAUGUCAAACGAGUUGAGCAAAGCUUUGCAGAAGAAAGAGCAAGAUAUUAUAAAUGCCAUGGUAUUUCUUGAUAUCACAAAGGAAAGGUUGCAAGAAAUGAGAGAUGAAGGAUGGGAACCAUUGAUGGAUGAAGUAUCUUCAUUUUGUGCAAAACAUGAUAUUUUGGUGCCCAAGAUGGAAGAAUUCUAUAUUCCUGGAACGUCGAAGCGUAGGCCUUCUAGUGUUACUUAUUCACAUCACUUACGUGUUGAGCUUUUUUAUGCAGUGAUUGGUUUGCAACUUCUGGAGCUUAAUAGUCGUUUUGAUGUUGUGAGUAGUAACUUGCUUCUUGGUAUGGCUAGCUUGAAUCCGGCUAACUCAUUUGCUAAUUUUGAUAAGGAAAGAAUAAUGACAUUGGCCAAGCAUUAUCCCGAUGAGUUUGGUGAAUUGAAGCUUCGAGAUCUUAGUCGCCAACUUGACACUUUCAUAUGGCACAUGCAACAUGGUGACCCUAGGUUCUCUGAUUUGAAAGGAAUUGGUGAUUUGGCAAAAGCAUUGGUUGAGGCAAAUCUUGUGGAGACUUAUUCACUUAUUUAUUUGCUUGUGAAGUUGACUUGA
Nicotiana tabacum (common tobacco) is the source of this 1104-nucleotide messenger RNA. The record is from RefSeq and is a predicted model, not a curated record. NCBI's taxonomy places the organism in Eukaryota, Viridiplantae, Streptophyta, Magnoliopsida, Solanales, Solanaceae.